Molecule: messenger RNA, 929 nt
Organism: Hyalella azteca
Lineage: Eukaryota; Metazoa; Arthropoda; Malacostraca; Amphipoda; Hyalellidae
Product: trissin receptor
Biological process (GO): G protein-coupled receptor signaling pathway
Cellular component (GO): plasma membrane
Molecular function (GO): G protein-coupled receptor activity
Source: RefSeq, a predicted model, not a curated record
AAAUCUUGAUCCAUCUGAGAGCAUGGCCGGCAAACCUUCUUUCAUUCUUGCUCUGGAUUUCCAAGCACGUAAUUUACUGCUCAUGGAUGACGUUUUGAAUUCCAGUGGCACGCUAACUCCAGAUAUUGAUGACGCUUUUACGUCUUCUUUACCGUCGUCAUUAUCGACGUUUGGUUUCUUCAACGCAAGCCAAGACACGCACAAUUCCUACCUCGACUCUGACUCAGAUUUUUAUAUCUUCAAUGAGCCGCGAGUCAAGAUUCCGCUGCUCGUCCUCUACUCGCUCGUCUUUAUUCUGGCAUUCUUCGGAAACUUGUUGGUGGUGCUGGUGAUGACGCUGCAUCGACGCAUGCGCAGUCACACCAAUUUCUUCCUCACCAACUUGGCCGUAGCAGAUCUCGGAGUGGCCGUGUUUUGUGUGUACCAAAACUUCGCCAUGUACGUCAUACACGACUGGUACCUGGGACAGUUCCUGUGCCUGAUGUACCACUUCGUGACGUCACUGAGCUGUACAGCGUCCGUCAUCAUUCUGGUGGCUGUGUCGGGGGAGCGAUACCUCGCCAUCGUCGAGCCUCUGCGCGCCAAGAGCCUUCUGACCAGGAGGAAUAUGGUGACGACGAUGGUGCUCGUAUGGGCCUUCUCAGCCCUCUACUCCUGUCCUCGACUUCUUUACUUCGAGGUGGCAGAGUACCCCGUUGAAGGCGGCAAAGAAGCGAUGUGUAUUUUACGCCGUGAUCUCUUCGACACGAAAAUAUGGGACGUGGUCAGCCUGAUUUUGCUCUUCUUGUUGCCUCUCCUUUUGCUGACAAUUUUGUACCUGAGAAUCGCUCAUGUUUUGUGCGCUUCCUCUAAACUUCUUGCCCAAGUUUCAUACUCUGAAACUGGGAAGUUCAUUCGAACGAGCCCGAGACCAUCGGCCUCCGUGACGG